UCCUCUGGGACCAAAUUGAUGACACAGACAUUAUCUCUCUUCCCCUGGUGAACGUGAACUCUCAGCUACAGCUAUGGCUCGUCUGGAAAAGGUCAUUAAAGACAUUGUGGAUAUGUUUGUGGAGUACGCUGACGAUGAAGGCAAGUUAAGCAAGGAGGAGUUGAUGAAGAUGUUGGAAAAGGAAAUUGAAUGCACUGAGAUGAAGGAGAAAAUGAAAGCAGCUAAAUGUGAGAAGAAGACGGAGAGGAUGGGCCGCGAUGGAGAGAUUGACUUCAGUGAGUUUUCUCGUUUGGUGGGUUUCCUUGCCAAAUGCUGCUACCACAAGAAGACAGGCAAGGGCAAAGACUGUGGAGGCUGCUCAGAAGAUUGAUUAUGAAACCUUUGACACCGACAACAGAAGCUACAGAUUGUAACUUACAUUGUCUCUCUGUCAAUUGGUUUUCAAAGUCAUGUCCCUUAAAUACA
Cottoperca gobio is the source of this 465-nucleotide messenger RNA. Its product is annotated as repetin-like. Lineage: Eukaryota; Metazoa; Chordata; Actinopteri; Perciformes; Bovichtidae. The transcript is spliced from 3 exons. The coding region runs from base 74 to 370 and encodes 98 amino acids. The record is from RefSeq and is a predicted model, not a curated record.